UAGAGUGUGUGUCAGGUUUCAUUCUGAGAGAGACUCAAGCGCGCAGCAGUCAGAAAAACCCGUCAAAUGGCACGACUCAUCCGCGCGGACUCCCAUUAGAGCCGGACCUUACUGAACCACAAUCUCCAUGCACUUGAACCAACAGCAUGCCUCCCUUGAGGUCGCAUUGAUGAUAUAUAUACAUAUAUAUGUAUAUAUAUGUAUAUAUAUAUAUAUUCAGAUGAAAAUGAGUUAUGUUUCAGUGAACUUUUAAUUACCCGUAAGGAGAACUUUUAAUCGCUUCAUUUGAACCCCGACCCUGCUCAGCCUGAUUAAGUGGUGGAUAAAUAUUUACUAUAUAAGCUACGUCUCACAGGACAUGGAGGACACGAAAUUGAGAGUAUCACCCCAGUCCAACCAUGGCAGGACUUGCGUGGAGCAUCCUUGGCAAAAGCGCCUUUGGACAAACUGGAAGGACGUGUACGGUACAUGCGUGUGCACCGCACUGUGUUUGAUCUCGUUUGGAGUUUGCGUGUUGCUUUACCUGAAGACGUCCGAUCUGCAGUCCAGGGUGCUCAGUUUAGAAAAGGACAGAGAUCCCCGAGUCUCAGGUUGGAUCUCUCUAGAACAGGUGGAGCCCGUCUUCUGGAGUCGAAUAGAUCAGAUUUUAGAAGAGAAAUUAGCAGCACGUCUUCCGAAGAUUCGGACGGCGCGGGAUGCAUCUCACAGCUGUCUCUGUCCACCAGGAUCACCUGGUUUGAGGGGAAAGAAAGGCCGUGAAGGGGAUCCAGGACCUCCCGUAAGUAGACGUGAUGCCUUUGUUGACUGGAUUGUGGUAAUGUGACCCCAAACUCUGUGGCUUUCUGUGUAUCUGUGCGUGUUUUUAAAGUGUGAAUUUUUCUUUCUUGAGUCCCC
Molecule: messenger RNA, 894 nt
Organism: Myxocyprinus asiaticus (Chinese sucker)
Lineage: Eukaryota; Metazoa; Chordata; Actinopteri; Cypriniformes; Catostomidae
Product: collagen alpha-1(XXIII) chain-like
Exons: 4
Coding region: 359-823 (154 amino acids)
Source: RefSeq, a predicted model, not a curated record